Trichoderma atroviride IMI 206040 is the source of this 769-nucleotide messenger RNA. Lineage: Eukaryota; Fungi; Ascomycota; Sordariomycetes; Hypocreales; Hypocreaceae. The record is from RefSeq and is a predicted model, not a curated record.
UCUUGGGAGUGGAUUUUUCUAUUUCUUGCGCAGGCACAGCCUUGCUCUUUCUAUGAGCUGCAUCUCCAUCCCAUCAUCCACAUCUCUCACAUCACAACACUUCUCUUUCUACCAAGACAUCUAUCAGCUCAGAGCUUCUUAAUUCAGCUACAUCGCUGCUUAAUACGAGACUAUCCACUUGGCAUAAUUUUACAACCAAAGUAAGUUUCAUCUUCUCCUCUCUGAACCGGUUGAUGCCAUCUGACCAUCAGCUCCAGAUUACCUACCAUUCAUCCACCAUGCCUCCCAAGAAAGCAACGGGCUCCGACACCGCCUCCAUCAGCGGCCUCAGCGAGACCGAAUUCCGCUUCAUCAAAGCCAUCUUCGACAACAUGACCCAAAAGCCCGACGCCGACUGGGACAAGGUCGCCGGCGACCUAGGCCUCAAGGACGCAAAAUGUGCCAAGGAGCGCUUCCGCCAGAUGUCUGUCCGCCACGGCUGGCGCCCCAGCGCCCAGGCCGCUGCGCCGGGCAGCAGUCUCGGCAAGGGGAAGAAGGGCAAGGAUGUCACUAGUCCUUCUGGUGAUGGCAAGGUGACCAAGAAGCCAAGAGGGAGAACCCCGAAGAAGGCGGUUGUCAAGAAGGAUGAGAGUGAGGAUGACGAUGAGAAGAAGAGCGAAGAGGAUGACGAUGUUAAGAUGGGUGUGAAGUCGGAGGAUGAGGAUGGUGUUCCUUUUUGAAGAGACUUCGAGGGGGGUUUUUAUUUUGUCAUUGCCGCCGGUAUUGCUGC